AUUACAUUACGUAUUUGUUGCCCAACUGCUAUGUCAUCAGAUACAAACUAGACAACUUAGGGGUUAAUACUCUAUUAAUAGAUCGACUUUUCUAGUUGCGCAGUUUGGUUGCUUUUUAUUUUGUAUAUAUUUUGAUUGUCAUAGUAUUAGAACUGCAAGGUUGAUUGUUAUAUGAUUAGAGUUGUAAGCCUCGGUUGUCAUGACACCAUCUAUUUUAUAAAACUUGUAUUUUGUCCCUCCUGAUGUUUCCAUGGACGGAAUUUCACAGUCUCUUCAGGCUUCCUGGUUAGUCCAAAAGAGACAAGAAGCCGGCCAUGCUUUUCAAGAAGACGGCCAUGCUUUUCAAGAAGACGGCCAUGCUUUUCAAGAAGCCGGCCAUGCUUUUCAAGAAGACGGCCAGCAGAAAGGGGUCGGCAGAUGCUGGCAACUUUUACUGGUAUCCGCUGUGUGUGGUAUAGAGAUGUGCCUUUCCUUUGAGCAGAUUUAUGCUGUUUUAAUACUCCAGUAUCUGGGCGUGCCUGUCAACCUUGUGUCCAUUAAUGGCGUGGUCUGCGGUGGCAUCAGCAUGGUCCUGUUACCUAUCCUGGGGGUCCUUGCUGAUAAGGGUUCAAAUCCUAAGAUGAAGAAGACAGCCACACUGAUUGUUGGUAUGUUCACAUUUUUAUCUGGUCUGUCCAUUUUGGCCUUUUGCGGCAUCAUCAAAAUGGACAAGCUUCAUGCUGAACUCACCAACGUGAACUCGUCUAAAAUAUCCAACGAUUACAACUCCACCAUCUCUGUAUUCGACUACAACUCCACAGCAAAUGAUUCCAUGACUCCAGAUGUAAAUGACAACGAUUACUCCAGUCUUCCUUUAACGGCAUUUCUGUCCAUCACAGGAUUUGCCUUGAUGGACAUCGGCUUCGACAUCAGCAUGUCCUUGACCCGGGCUUUUGUUUUAGAGGUGGUCCCUUCAUUUCAACACACACGUAUGCUAAUGGUGGCCACGAUUGCCCAGUCCCUGGCGGGGACAACAUUCUCAGGCAUCGGAUGCUUCGACUUUCCAGGGAUACUGGGUCCAAUCUUUCAAGUGGACGGCGUAGCAGCAACACUGCUGUGUUUCUGUGCCAUUCUAUUUGGCAUCAUUGUCCUCAGCUACUUGACCACCAUAUUUAGUGGACUUUUUAUCAGCCGCAAACAGCGUGUGAAAUACGAACAUUUGCGCCAAGGAACUAGGCCGGAAGUGAAGAGUCUAGCGAAUGGCAGGCAUCCAGCCAAAGCGAGGCGCAGGUUGGAGUUUCAUGACGAGCGCCGUCCUUACAAGCCGGAUAUUCUUCACACAGAGGUGAGGGACCCAGCGACCAGGCCACUAAUGCGUGACGAUAGCGUGAAGGGUUAUUCGUCAAUGUCUUCCACUUCUAUGGCGCUCUCCAGCUCCGGGACUCAGCCCACAGACGAUCGCCGGAAAGCUCAUAAUUCAAAAUUAACAUUUUCAAAAAACUGCCACAAGUCCGAGCACCGAGAACGUGAAUCCAGAAGUGAAGUCGGCGAUUCCAGCGUGGAUGCGAAAGAAAUUAUUGACAAAGCUGCAUCAUCAACACGUAAUUAUAUGCGUUCUCUAUCUCUGAAACACUCCCUUUCCUCGUCGCUAGCCCUCAUCCAAUCGCCUCUUGGAGAUUUUCACUCGCGGAAGCUAGCGGAAUUGCAAAGAGAAUCUAAAAACUUCGAAAAACAUAAUCUUAAAAAGAAGCCCUUAUUCCAUCGACGUUUGGUGAUUCUUUGCGUGGCAUGCUUCUUUUCCAUCGGGGCCAGUACCUGCAUCGUGGUGUACGCUGCUAACGUUUUGACCAUAAGUAUUUACGAAGGUGACCCAAUGGCGGAACUAGGUACUGAGGGCUACCUUAGAUACACUGAAGGACUUCGAAUGGCGGCCUUUGGUUUCCUAGUUAUGAAUAUCUCCAAUCUCAUCACAAGCUUAUGCAACCAGAUGAUCGUAAAUAUCUUAGGGGAACAGGUCUACUUUGUUGUGACUCAUUCUUUACUGCUGCUGACUCUGGUGACGCUGCUAGUGACUCAAACUGUUGAGGUGUACUUUAUUUUUAUGGUCGUGUACGGCAUGUUCCGGUCAACGAUCUACACACUGACCUUCGUGCUGGUCAACAAGUUUCACCAAGAAAAGUUCCAGCCCCACACAGAAGACUCACACAAGGACGUCGGCAAGUUGAUGACCAUGAUCGGGUUCCUCAUACCAUCUCAUUACAUGUUGGUGUCCAGCAUCAUGGGGCCUCUCAUGGACCUAACUGGCAACGUGUGGACACCUCUGUUGUACACCAUGGCGUCUGGCGCCCUAGGGCUCCUCAUAUUCUUAUCGCUUUUCUUCGUGAAAGCCAAACCGGCUUCAACGUUUAACUGAUAGCCCCAGAGGCAGAUCUAGUGAAUGUUUGCGAAGGGUUGCAAGGGUCUGCAGCGUUGGUGUUUCUGGUGAGGUUUUUUUAAACACAGUUAUCUCUAGACUGUUUUAUUUAUCGCUGACCGAUGCAGUAAAGAACUUACUAAAUGGACAACCUU
This is a messenger RNA of Biomphalaria glabrata, 2547 nucleotides long. RefSeq lists its product as uncharacterized. The transcript has 5 exons. The coding region runs from base 251 to 2392 and encodes 713 amino acids. The record is from RefSeq and is a predicted model, not a curated record. NCBI's taxonomy places the organism in Eukaryota, Metazoa, Mollusca, Gastropoda, Planorbidae. Gene Ontology annotation, cellular component: membrane. Gene Ontology annotation, molecular function: sucrose:proton symporter activity.